AUGGAGAGUCUCUUGAAAUAUCCUGCAUAUGAAUGGGAACUUCUACAGAAUACACAUUACCAAAGGAUAAAUCUUGGGAAUACAGUAUGGGAUUCUAUUGACCCAGUUGCCUUUUUAACAGCAGUUGCCCCUUGUGGAGGAGCAAUAGCUUUAACACGGUCGGAAUCAAAUAUACAUAAGAACUUUAAGUUUGAGGAGAUACCGUUAUAUUCCAUAUGCAUAUUCAAUUUGACAGGUAGACACUUACAAACGCUAACGUGGGAUAAAGUUUCUAUUGCUGGGAUGGGAUGGAAUGAUAAUGAGGAACUGAUUGUAUUGUCGAAACAAGGUCAAGUUCGCAUGUAUAAUCUUCUCGGCGAAUUCCAUCAGUACUCCAUUGGGAAAGGAAUCGAAAAAAUUGGUGUCAAAGAAUGUCGGUUUUCUUCAGGUGCUGUAUUUGUUCGUUUGCAAGAUGAUUCUUUUAUUUCUCUAUCAGGUCUCGACGAACCAAGAAGAAAAAACUUUGCGAAUAUUCCUAUUGAGUUGAUGGAUAGUGAGAAAAUAAGUUCAUGGAAUUUAAUUCCUAAUCAGUUCUCUCUUGAUUUGGGGUAUGAUGUGUUGGUGAGCAUUGGUAACCAAAUCCUUCAAAUUGAUGAGCAAGAUGUCCAGGUUCACAAGAUUCCAUCUUCAGAACUGAUACAUCAAUUUUCUGUGUCUCCUAAUUCAAGAUAUAUAGCUCUCUACGAAGAAAAAGGGAAAAUUCGCGUUAUUUCGUCUGAUUUUACAAAGAUCCUCUUGGACUUCCAACUGCCAUAUACGAUUUCCGAAGCUGUAUUAAAACAAAUGACUUGGUGCAGUAAUGACGCUGUUGUCCUCGUUCACGAUAACCUUUUGACCCUCGUUGGUCCUUUUGGGGGUUCCGUUCCAUUUUUGUAUAAUCAUACUCCCAUUGUCUUUUCUGAAAUUGAUGGUGUGAGAGUUUUAAAUAAAGAGAAGUGUGAAUUUUUGCAAAGAGUUCCUUCGUCUUUGGAAAAGGUUUUUGAGAUGCAAUCCAGAAGCCCUGCUACCAGACUGGUGGAAGCUUCGCAGAAAAUGAAAUCCAAAUCAGUUCUUGCGGAAAAGCUACUUUUGGAAAUGAAAAAUGAUAUGCAUGCGGCGGUCGAUACUUGUACACAGGCUGCUCUUCAUGAAUUUUCCAUCGAAUGGCAAAAAGAAUUACUAGAAGCUGCCUCUUUAGGAAAAAACACAUUGACAGCUUUUAAUCACCAGGAGUUUGUUGACAUCUGCAAAGAAAUACGCGUUCUAAAUUCGGUUCGUUCUCCAAACAUAGGCAUUUACAUUACACAUGAUCAACUUGAAUAUCUAGGUUUCGAGCGACUUAUUCGAAGAAUUUCCAGGAGAAAGCAAUAUGGAAUUGCAUCACAGGCAGCUCAAUAUUUAAGCUUACCGUGCGACUGGGUUUAUAUCGAAUGGGCGCAAACAUAUCUCAAGCAAUCAAACGAACCGGAAGAUGUAGUGCUGAAUAAUAUAGUGGACAGACUGUCGAAAAGAAAAUUUAUCUCUUACGAAAAGAUUGCACGCACUGCUUAUGAAGAAGGAAGAAUCAUGCUAUCUACCAAACUUCUUGAUUUUGAACCGCUUGCCAAUCAUCAAGUUAUGUUGCUGCUAAACAUGGAGAGCUAUGAACAAGCUAUGAGUAGGGUCAUUGAAACGUCUGAUUAUGAAUUAAUUCUGUACGUUAUACUUCAAAUAAAGCAACAGAUGUCCAUCGCCUCGUUUUUUCAAUUAUUAAAUACUCAUCCCAAUGCUGCUAAUGUCUACGUUGAAUUUGCAAAGCAAAAUGAUCGAAGAACACUUCAUGACUUUUUUUACCAGGAUGACGACCGUAAAGGUCUAGCAAUGCUUGCUAUUGAAGAUACUUUGACAGUUAGUACUUCUAAGGAACGUAUUGCCUCUUUACAAACAGCUAGAAAGGUAUGCAACGAUUCAAAAGAAUUUUCAUUGGAAAGCAAAUUAUUAGACGAGCAAGUAAAACUCUUGCAGUUAGAGGAAGGUUAUGAAAGCCAGCUUGCAAGUAACUUCGUGGGACUAACGAUCAACGAAUUAAUUGUUAAACUGGUAGAGCUUAAUCAGAACCAGAAGGCUUCAAAAAUACGAUCAGAGUUUGCCGUUCCCGAAAAAAGAUUCACUUGGCUGAAGUUACGUGCUCUUGUCGCCAUAAGAGACUGGCUUCAAAUUGAACAAUGGGCUGCAUCUUUGCGUAGGUCACCGAUCGGAUUCGAACCUUUUGUGAAUGAGAUAUUGAGUGCUGGAAACAAAAGGGAAGCAGCGAAAUAUAUAUCUCGUUGCACACAGAUAUCAACCCAAGAAAAAGUUGAUCUUUGGAUACAAGUUGGUGAUGUAAAAGGUGCUAGCGAGGAAGCCGCAAAAGCAAAAAGUGGUAAUCUUCUUGGCGAACUUCUAGAACGAGUUCAAAACAUGCCGGAAAGUCGACUUGUGCAAAAUGCACUUGGUCAGUUACGACGCUAA
Schizosaccharomyces osmophilus is the source of this 2508-nucleotide messenger RNA. RefSeq names its product HOPS/CORVET complex subunit Vps16 (gene vps16). The coding region runs from base 1 to 2508 and encodes 835 amino acids. NCBI's taxonomy places the organism in Eukaryota, Fungi, Ascomycota, Schizosaccharomycetes, Schizosaccharomycetales, Schizosaccharomycetaceae. The transcript has 5 exons. Gene Ontology annotation, cellular component: lysosomal membrane; endosome; HOPS complex. Gene Ontology annotation, biological process: vacuole fusion, non-autophagic; intracellular protein transport; endosomal transport. The record is from RefSeq and is a predicted model, not a curated record. Gene Ontology annotation, molecular function: actin binding.